Sitophilus oryzae (rice weevil) is the source of this 1797-nucleotide messenger RNA. Its product is annotated as alpha-tubulin N-acetyltransferase-like. The transcript has 7 exons. The coding region runs from base 309 to 1454 and encodes 381 amino acids. Gene Ontology annotation, biological process: alpha-tubulin acetylation. NCBI's taxonomy places the organism in Eukaryota, Metazoa, Arthropoda, Insecta, Coleoptera, Curculionidae. Gene Ontology annotation, molecular function: tubulin N-acetyltransferase activity. Gene Ontology annotation, cellular component: microtubule. The record is from RefSeq and is a predicted model, not a curated record.
AGUCGACAUUCCUACCUGCCAUCGCCCGAAACGAAACAAUCGCAGAGUCGAUCCGCGUGUAGCGCACUAAAUUUAUUUCUACAUCUCCGCUGGCGCGAUUUUUUAAAUCUCUAUUAAUUAGCAGAUCGAUUAACCAUAAACAUUAAAAAUACGAGAAUAUUUGUGAUAUUUUUAAAGGGAUAUUUUUACUGUGGUAUUUUCUUCAAGUGCGGUGGCGUUUAGGACUAGAGAGAGGGUUUGUUGACUGAGAGAGGCUGGACCGGGGAUUCUGCGGUACGGAGAAGAGUUGGAAAAAUUAAAGGGACAAUAUGGAGUUUAGGUUCGAUCUGAAUCAAAUUUUUAAAGAGCCGAUUGUCGAGAUAAAUAAUUCGUUGACUCCGCCUGGAUAUUAUGGGGAUAAAAGAGCGUUGUGGGAUGCACAAUCCAAAGUGUCCCAAAUCAUCAACGCAAUGGGCGAGGCGUCCGCUCAUGCACAAAGCCUGACAAAACCCAUCACAACCUCUGACAGACUAAGGAAUUCGGAACACAAAUUGUAUCUUCUGAUCGAUCAAACUGCCAACAAUGGCAAAGGCGCUGUAACGGGUAUGCUGAAGACUGGAGAAAAGGGACUGUACGUUUUUGACAGAGAAGGACAACAUUAUCAAGUGACACCAUCGUGCGUUUUAGAUUUUUACAUUCAUGAAUCUAGACAGAGAUCAGGAUUUGGUAAAAUUCUUUUCGAAUACAUGUUAGAGAAGCAGCAAAUAGAACCAGUCAAAAUGGCAAUAGACAGGCCCAGUGACAAGUUCUUAGGUUUUCUAAACAAACACUAUGGUUUAAAUAAUCCUAUAAAGCAGAUGAACAAUUUCGUCGUCUUUGAUGGUUUCUUCCCUAAGUCUAUGGAUAGUCCUAGAUCGAUUAACACAGAUCAAAGUUAUACUCCAAGAAAUAAACAAUCAUCUAACCAUUUACAACAGAACUAUUCUUCAUCCCCAUAUGGACGAUAUGCUGCUCCUAGACCACCUUGUAGUAUGGGACAGAUCAUUCAUAACGACUCACCAGUCAUUAAACGAAACAGCGAACCGUCUGGUGAUAAGGCCCACCAAGCGAACCACAACGCCACCAAGCCCGAUCGACCCCAAUCUCUUAACUUAGAUGUCCCCGAAACUGCUCAACAAGACGGCAACGAUGUUAUCGAUGGCAACAUCGAAGCACUUGAAGAAAACGAAGACGAACAUGAUAAGGAAAACGGUGCAGAUAGUCUAAACGGAGAUGGCGACGUGGCAAACAUGGAUGAAAUCAAGGAGGACAUGGAGAAGAUCGAUAUUGCAGCGCUGGGGGGUUCGCCGUUGUCCAGGGGGUCGAAGAGUCCUCUGAUUGAGGCUGCGGGAAUCGUUACUCCAGGAAGAAGUACUCCAGGACUGACGGAGCAAGGGUACUUUGACUUGAAAUUUUACCACAAUAAGUUGUGGUAAGGGUACAAACCGUUACUUAUAGGCAUUUAACUUUUAAAUUAUAAGGAACUGUAAUAAUGCUUGCCCUAUACGUUCAGUCAUUACAUGAAAUAUUUAAAAUAAAAUUUGGUAUCUAUUUUAAAAUUUUGUUAGCAGUUGAUAACUUUUGUUUUAAUUCUUUGAAAGUGGCUAAUUUAUGGUUUUUUAUUUUCUUUGACUAUUUAGUUGAGGCACAUGGACAAAAUGGAUCCAGACCCAUUUAAUAGUCUAUUACGCUGUACUGUUCGGGUUGUUAUCAGGGGUCGGGGAAAGCGGGUGUGUGGCCGAAGAAAAUAUAUAUUAUAUUUCAGAAAUCUGCCUAAGG